CUUCACUCUGACUCACUCCUCGACAGAGUUACAGAGAGAGAGAGGGCAGAGGGCCAUAGAGGCCCACAGAGUUACGGCAGUGAAGUCGUCGAAUGGCGUUAAAAAAGACAAAAAAGCGCGGAAGAGCUUCUGUGCCGAUGCCGUCGGUGGUUUAUUUCUUGAGUUCGUAGAUCGGUGGUGCGGAGUGUGUUCUUAUUGAAAGAGAUUUUUCUAGUCAAGAUCCUCUUCACUUUCCAUAGGAGAGAGAGAUAGAGAGAGAGAUGGCUGUGAAUCAGCAGCGCCUGUGUAGCCCCGGUGUGUUUAAGGCGGGUUUGACUGUAAUGGCUAUGUGCUUGGCCGGAUACAUUGUAGGUCCGCCACUGUAUUGGCACUUCACCGAAGGCUUGGCCGCUGUUAGCCACACCUCUUCUUCUUCUUCUUCUUCCGUUUCUUGCCCUCCUUGCGAUUGCGAUUGCGCUUCUCAGUCCCUUCUCUCCUUGCCCGAAGGAUUGAGCAACUCCUCAUUUACAGAUUGUGCAAAGCAUGAUCCAGAGGUCAGUGAAGACAUGGAGAAGAACUUUGCUGAGCUAUUGUCAGAGGAAUUGAAGCUGCGGGAAGCUGAAGCUUUGGAAAACCAACGGCGUGCAGACAUGGCAUUGCUUGAGGCUAAGAAGAUAGCAUCUCAGUAUCAAAAGGAGGCAGAUAAGUGCAACUCAGGGAUGGAAACCUGUGAAGAGGCAAGGGAAAAGGCUGAAGCAGCAUUAGCAGCGCAGAAAAAAAUGACUACAAUGUGGGAGCUUAGAGCAAGACAAAAAGGGUGGAAGGAAGAGGGUACAAAAUUUCAUGCCGAGUCUUGAGUAGAUGUCAAGGCAAUGGAAUAGCUCUUCAAUGGAAACAUACCAAGAUGCUCUCAAACUUGUUCAUCCACAGUCUAUUAUUGAUAGUUUACGACAAAAUUCUUGUUGCACAUCAAUGGUGAUGAUUUGUUGGGGACUAACAUGGAAGAGGUUCGGCUCUACUGUGUUUGAUUUGAUGAAAUGAAUCUGAUAAAUUGGUUCAAUCUUAGUGCUAUUUCCAGUUGGCAUAAAGUUACUUGGCUUCUGGAAAGCAGCUUAUAUAGUUAUAUGUAAGAGCUGAGGCUCCUAAAUUCUUUACCGCAUUUCCUAGUUUUAGCUUACAAGUAAUUUUAUUUUUUUAAGCUGUGUAGUUGUCAUUCAAAGGUGCCGACUUGGCCAAAUUGAAAACAAAAUACGAGAUUUCUUUAUUGAGACUAUGAAUAUAAUCACUCUUUUCCCA
Messenger RNA from Nelumbo nucifera (sacred lotus), 1275 nucleotides. RefSeq lists its product as uncharacterized. NCBI's taxonomy places the organism in Eukaryota, Viridiplantae, Streptophyta, Magnoliopsida, Proteales, Nelumbonaceae. The record is from RefSeq and is a predicted model, not a curated record.